UCCACGUUGGCCCGGACGUGGCAGCAUCCGAGGACAGAAACGAUUCGUUCCUCAGGACUCACAAACAUUAACGCCUCUUGUCUUAACAACGUCACAUUUAGAAAAGUUUUCCUUAAAAUUAAGAAUCGGAUAAGCACAAAAUGGGACUUCUAAUCUCAUCCGUUUUUACUAGACUGUUCGGCAAAAAACAGAUGAGAAUACUUAUGGUGGGUUUGGAUGCUGCGGGGAAAACAACUAUUUUGUAUAAACUAAAGCUUGGGGAAAUAGUUACCACCAUUCCAACUAUCGGCUUUAAUGUGGAGACAGUUGAGUAUAAGAACAUCUGCUUCACGGUUUGGGAUGUUGGUGGUCAGGACAAAAUCAGACCCCUCUGGAGACACUACUUCCAGAACACACAGGGUUUGAUCUUCGUAGUAGACAGCAAUGAUCGAGAGAGAGUGGCUGAGUCAGCAGAAGAACUGUCCAAAAUGCUACAGGAGGAUGAGUUGAGAGAAGCAGUGUUGCUGGUGUUUGCUAACAAGCAGGACCUUCCUAACGCCAUGUCUGUCAGUGACCUCACAGACAAACUUGGAUUGCAGAGCCUCCGCAGCAGAUUGUGGCAUGUGCAGGCGACCUGUGCCACCCAAGGCACAGGCCUGUAUGAAGGACUGGACUGGCUUUCCAACGAGCUGUCCAAGCAGUAACAACGGACAUGACUAGAGAGGAAGAGAGAACACUUUGGAGAAAUAGAUAACUGACACCUUUAAUAAAGACAAGUUAGGUCUUGAAGAACCUUUGACCCCUACAAUGGACAGAAAUUGUGGACAAUGCGAUCAAUACCUUUUUUUUUUUCUUCAUACUUUCAGACACCUGUCAUAACGCCCCCCCCCCCCCCCCCCCCCAUGUCUUGCAGCAGAUUAACUGAUGCUUUCAGUUGCAUGUAUAGCAAAUGGCUGCUCUAAAACAUCUUGGGAGAUGCCCCUCCCCUUUCCUCAGCACUUUUUAACAGGGUUCAAAUUGCCCUCCCACUCUUCCUGGUUCAGAUGUUUUUGUCUAUGGUUCGAAUUAGGAUUGGCUGUUGGAAUAUAAUCUAAGAUUAUUGGUUAAGGGCAAUUUCUACCUCAAACUGUACAGCUCCACUAGACUUCCUGGAUAUCCCUGAAAGGACCCUGCCCCUUUGACCUCAUCUUGGUAAAGGUAAAAGGCUUAUUGAAUGAGAUGAAGAAUAAAUUGAUAAUCUUAACUCCAGAUGUUUGAGGAAGUCUAUCUGUACUGGAAAUUCCCUGUGUUAGGAACCACUGGAAAUCAUUGUCUCAUUAUACUUCUCUAAGUUAUUGUACGAUAUAUUUUCUCUGGGCUCUCCACAUGACUUGUCUUAUAAAACGUGCCACAAUUAUGCAAUAACCUUUUUUCUUUGAUGCUUGGAUGUAAUCUGGAUAACUGAAAGUAGUAGGUAGAAGUUGCCUCUAAACAUCAAAACAUUUGUUGAAUACUUUUCAUCCCCCUAAUGGUUCAGGUUAUAAUAACUUGGCCCAGAAUCAGUGAUUUGUUACAACUUCUACAUAUGUUCCCAAACCAGUCAAGUUGAAUAGCUUUGGCUUAAAACAAUAUAGUGUAAACCAGAAGGAAAGAGGAGUGUGAUGAAUGUAUUAUUAUUUUUUUCUUCAAAGCAUUUGAACAGGAUCAAUAUGUGUUCAGUGCUUGAGGCUGCAUGCAUGCUUCUGAUAUUUGAUUGCGGAUGUUGCGCUUAAUCUGAUCCUUCCACUUCGCUUGUCCAUCUCCCUGAGCUGAGCAUACAUUCCAACUGACCCAUGAUUUUGGAAACUGCACAGAGCUGCUACACAACUUUGAAUUUAUCUUUUUAAACAAUAAAUUCACCUGUUCAAUUUUC
Esox lucius (northern pike) is the source of this 1870-nucleotide messenger RNA. RefSeq names its product ADP-ribosylation factor 4. Gene Ontology annotation, cellular component: plasma membrane; cytoplasm. The record is from RefSeq and is a predicted model, not a curated record. Gene Ontology annotation, molecular function: GTP binding; GTPase activity. NCBI's taxonomy places the organism in Eukaryota, Metazoa, Chordata, Actinopteri, Esociformes, Esocidae. Gene Ontology annotation, biological process: intracellular protein transport; vesicle-mediated transport. The coding region runs from base 141 to 683 and encodes 180 amino acids. The transcript is spliced from 6 exons.